Messenger RNA from Xenopus tropicalis (tropical clawed frog), 2093 nucleotides. RefSeq names its product gastrula zinc finger protein XlCGF26.1. Gene Ontology annotation, cellular component: nucleus. The transcript is spliced from 3 exons. The record is from RefSeq and is a predicted model, not a curated record. Bases 1 to 1500 code for a protein of 499 amino acids. Lineage: Eukaryota; Metazoa; Chordata; Amphibia; Anura; Pipidae.
AUGGUGGGUUUCUGUUCCUUGCUGUCAGGUUCUCCAGAGAUGGAACCAAGGAGGUUAGAGGGGAAAUGGGAGAAUGAAGAGCCGGACACUGAGGAGCCUCUGCCCACAAUAAAGAGGGAAAUGGAUCCCGUUCCUGUUCCAGGUUCCCCAGAGCCACAAUCAGAAAUUUUACAGAUAAAGAAAGAAGAACCGGACCCUGAAGAUCAUCAGACCCCAAAGGAAAGCUGUAAAGUACCACUUACUGAUGGGGGUUCCCCAGAGCCACAACCAGAAAUAUUACAGAUAAAGAAAGAAGAACCGGACCCUGAGGACCAUCAGACCCCAAUGGAAAGCUCAGCAGCGCCACUUACUGAUGGGGGGGGGUACAUGAAGGCGGAACCCAAUUUAGACUCUGCUGAACUGCCCAAACCAGAGACUGACUCGGAGUCCGGCACAAGAGAUGGCGAUUGCUUAACAAGCUCUGAUGGAUCAGGUUUUAUCUGCUAUAAGUGUGGGGAAACCUUCACUGUGAAUAGUCAUCUUCUCGCCCACCUCUGUGGGACAAAGGAGAGAAUUCCCCCUGGGGCGGAACCAUUCAUGUGCACGGAAUGCAGUCAGUGUUUUACAGAAGAGAGAAACCUCCUUAUACACCAGAAGAUUCACACAGGGGAAAAACGCUUCUCAUGUAAGGAAUGUGGGAAAAGCUAUUCAUUAAAUACCAGCCUAAAUAGACACAAGCGCAUUCACACAGGCGAGAGACCCUAUUUGUGUACGGAGUGUGGAAAGUCGUUCUUUGACAAGACCCAACUUCGAGGUCACCAGAAGAUUCACACCGGGGAGAAACCCUUCGCCUGUACAGAAUGUGGGAAAUGUUUCCCUGUAAAGUUCGAACUUCAGAAGCACCAGAGGAACCACACCGGGGAGAAACCCUUUAUCUGCACAGAAUGUGGCAAAUGUUUUUCUACAAGCAGUAGCCUCUGUAAUCACAAGAGAUAUCACGCAGGGGACAAACCCUAUUUAUGUUCUGAGUGUGGGAAAUCAUUCUAUGGAAAGUCCCACCUUCUAAUUCACCAAACAGUUCAUACAGGGGAGAAACCAUUCACCUGCACAGAAUGUGGGAAACGCUUUGCUGAUAAGGGAUCCUUUCGCCUGCACCAGAAAAUUCACACCGGGGAGAAUCUUUUAACCUGCACAGAAUGUGGGAAAGAGUUCGCUGAAAAGAGGGCCUUUCAAAACCACCAGAGAACUCACACUGGGGAGAAACCUUUCAGCUGUACGGAAUGUGGGAAACGUUUUAAUGAAAAGAGCGACCUUAAAAGGCAUCGGAGGGUUCACACUGGAGAGAAACCUUUUACCUGUACAGAAUGUGGGAAAUGUUUUACUGCAUGGAACAGCCUUCAGAGCCACAAAACUAUUCACACUGGGGAGAAACCAUUCACUUGUGCAGAAUGUGGGAAAAGUUUCUCUAUGAGAAGCACCCUGUAUAAUCACAAGAGGGUACACACACGGGGGAAACCCUGAGGAGGGACUGAGAGGAUUUUUCUGUAGGGGGGCCGGGCGCUACCAAGGAAUAUGGCAGGGGAGUAUUGCUACACACAGGCCUGUUCUUUGCUAAAGGGCCCGGGUUUUUUUUUUGUCAAUUCUUUAUCUUUGAGUUUUGCAUGUAUGGGGAGGGAUACAGAAAGGAAAAAAGGGGGGGGGGGGGAGGGAACAUUUUUCUUAUACAUUUUAUCACAAUUUAACGAUAUAAGUAUCAAGCAUCAGCUAUCAGCAAGUCAUUGCUAGUUCUUGACAUGAAUACAGAGAAACAUAUGAACUGAGGUUAAAAUGCCAACAUGAAUGACUGGGAUUUAUUCGAGUGUUAUAGGGAUGUUGUAUAGUUUAGCCAUGGAUUCCAUAUCUUCCAAUAGUGUGAACUUUUCUUAUGAAUCAUGAGUGUUAUUUCUUCUAGUCGUCUUAUUUCGUUUGUAUAGUUUAGCCAUUCCCCGGGCCCGGGUUUUAUUAUGCAAUUGUUUUUAUUGUAAACUUCAAAUGUAACGUAAACAUACAAUUCCAUGUCAGAGCAUCAAUAAGGAUCAAUAAAGAAAUAAUAAAAUGUAAUAACAAUACGUUGG